This is a messenger RNA of Oncorhynchus kisutch (coho salmon), 1465 nucleotides long. RefSeq names its product protein phosphatase 2C-like domain-containing protein 1. Gene Ontology annotation, biological process: protein dephosphorylation. NCBI's taxonomy places the organism in Eukaryota, Metazoa, Chordata, Actinopteri, Salmoniformes, Salmonidae. The coding region runs from base 152 to 1465 and encodes 437 amino acids. Gene Ontology annotation, molecular function: protein serine/threonine phosphatase activity. The transcript has 5 exons. The record is from RefSeq and is a predicted model, not a curated record.
CUCCAGUCCUGACACAGGAAAGCCCCUAUCCUUCCCAACACCAUGCCCUCCACCACAGUGGGAGCAAUAUACAUGGCAUCCCAUCUUCCAAUCUGGAGAAAGGUAAGAGCAGCUUCAGCGUCAGGGUCCAGUGUGUGGACUUUGUCAGCGCAUGACAGAAUACAGCAUCACCAAGCACAAAGGGAGCAACCCGUUCAUCCGUGCUGUGGCAGCGUGUGAGGAGGAAAAACUCCACAUGGAAAACAACAUGGAGGAUGUGACCGUUUUCCAUGAGGGGUAUGGAGGCAAAGAGGGGACCAGCUUUUUCAGGGUCUUUGACGGGUUCCACGGACAAAUUUCUGCAGUUACGGCAGCCAGGGAGAUGCUUGUUUUAGUCCUGGAGCAACUCUCCAAACAGGACCCCUUGCUCUCCUUGGCGAAGGACCAGGUGAAGCUACUGUCACGCUUUGAGGCCCUGUUCCAGGAAUACUACAACAGACCAUACGCAGGCCAAGCCCAGAACAUUGCACUAGGCCUAGGCACUAAGCAGCUGGAGAAUCUGACCAAUGUGGAACAGGUGAACCUAGCCUUCACCACAGCCUUCUGGAAGAUGGACUGGGUCCUGGGGCUUGGCAAGGACGAGACCUCCAAGAUCCGCUGGAGUGGCUGCACAGCGCUACUCUGCCUUAUCGACAGUGGGCUGCCCUCCUCAGACGAGAAGGAGCAGGGUACAGGACAGGAGAGUAAUAUACCAACCCCCUCACAGGAGUUACAGGGUGGAAGAAUUCUCAUUGCUGACAGUGGUAAAGUCCAUGCGGUGCUGUACAAACAAGGCAGUGGCUUCCGUCUGACCAAAGAGCGUAAACACAUCCUCUGGUCCGGAGGGACAAUCAGCAUCAACAAACAGCACGGUCUGGUGGAGGGGCUGACCAAGGCCACCCGAGUGCUUAGUCAUUAUGGCGAUCGCAAGCUGAAGUCAGUCAUCCCUGUGCCUUACUCUGUGUCGCUGCCCACAGACCCAUCCUACCAGCUGCUGGUCCUAGCGUCCAGUGGCCUCUGGGAAGUAUUGGAUGAUCAUGCAGUGGCUGAGAGAGCUGUCAUUGAGUUGACUCAACAGAAAUUAAUAUUGAAGACCCUGUGCCUCAUGCAAACUGUUGAGGAUUUGUCCAUUUCAGAUUCAGUCAAGACCAGGUCCUGCAGCAGGAGUGAGGUCAAUGUGAAGGAAACUAUGGCUGACAGUCUGAAGAAUCUCACCUUGAACUACGAGUGCCUUGCAGCUGACAUUUGUAGAGAGCUAGUGGACACAGUGUUGGUCUCAGGUUCAAAGGAAAACAUUUCAGUCAUGGUCAUACUUAUUCAGGGGUUGGAUGUGCUCAGAGAAUACACUCUCAAAGGAGUUGACAAACCAAACAAAUACCACACGGAGAUGUCUUCGUCUCGGCAGCAGGUGCAAGGGGGAAUGCUUGAUUUGAUAGUCCUUACCUGA